AGCAGACUGAUGAUUCCAUAGCGACGUCGUUCCAGGCCAGCAUACUACAUAUCAAUCGGAAGCUCUUGAUGAGUGCAAUCCAUAUACACCCUUCCCAUCGACAUACACAAAGUGAUGAUUCCAUGGCGACGUCGUUCCAGGCCAGCAUACUACAUAUCAAUCGGAAGCUCUUCAUGAGUGCAAUCCUCCUAGACGGUUAUCUUCCAGGUUCAUACUCAUGUGCAACAAUGAUUACACUUUGAAUUUCCUAAUUUUUUUUGCAACCUAAUUGACAAAAAAUUCACUUCAGGAUCCAUUUUUUUCUGCAUCUUGUAUGGAAAAGCUCAGUUAAAGACUGCUUUGACUCAAACUACACUAAUCUCAUUACUACAACAAUUAUAAUGCUUCAAACGGCACAAUUAAACA
Cylicocyclus nassatus is the source of this 405-nucleotide messenger RNA. The record is from the annotation of a GenBank genome assembly. Lineage: Eukaryota; Metazoa; Nematoda; Chromadorea; Rhabditida; Strongylidae.